Molecule: messenger RNA, 1244 nt
Organism: Tribolium madens (black flour beetle)
Lineage: Eukaryota; Metazoa; Arthropoda; Insecta; Coleoptera; Tenebrionidae
Product: probable DNA double-strand break repair Rad50 ATPase
Exons: 3
Coding region: 166-900 (244 amino acids)
Source: RefSeq, a predicted model, not a curated record
ACUUUUGAUUUUGAGGUUAUGCCUGGCGGCAAAUUUAAAAAUUGUAAAGUUACCAUGCAUUUUCUAAAAAUAAAACGAAUCUUCCGAGUCACCUAGAAAUCUAUUAAUAAGUCCUUUCCUCCCAAUUUUCCACGGUUUACAACGCACUUUACAACACUACCAAAUAUGUCUCAAAAUAUUGAAACUCAAACUACUAACCAAGCCCCCAGUGAGGGUAACCAAAAUACAGUCCAAAAUGGGGAUAACCUUCUUGAAAAACUCGCUAGUUAUGAAGAAACUUUUAAAAACAAUGCAGAACGAACAACACAAUUAGAAAAUGAAUUAAAACAAAAAGAUACCGACUUGGCCGACUUAAAAAAGCGCCUGGUGCAGCUUGAAGAAGAAGUCUCAGAAGCACAGAAAUUCAAAGCGCAACAUUUGAAAGAAGCGGAAGAAGUUGAUGCGAUUAAAGUCAAAUCUGAAGAGACUUUAACACGAGCGAAAGGAAUUAUUUUCGACAAAACCAAAGUUAUAAAGAAUCAAGAGUUGCAAAUCGAUGCUUUGAAUCAACAAAUUGCAUCACUUAAAGACGUGGUGACCAUCACUAAAGACUUGUUGGAGAUAAGAAAUUUGGAAAUCAAGCAACUUGAAUCAAAAAUUCAAUGUAUGGAAGAUAGAGUCGGGGCUGAAAAGGAACGUCAUGAUCUGAUGCACAAGAAAUUGGAACAUAUGAUUCGCUAUAAUGGUGAUUUGAAAAGGGAAUAUGAGACGCAACUUUGCUUGUUUUCGGCUUUGCGUGAAAGGUAUAAUGAGAGGGAAUUGGCUAAAGGGGUUUUAGAUGAUUUGAGACAAGCUUCAACGAGUCAGACGAAUGGAGAUGUGGCUCCCGAAGAGAAGAAAGAAGAGGAAAAGAAGGAGUGAAGACAAAUUUGUGAUAAAAAUAUAACUUGUUUAUUAACAUAUCGCUAUUGGAUUUAUAAUUUAUAGAACUUAGAGAAAAUGUAGAUAAUGUACACUAUCAACAUUUUUACAUUAUGUUAGAAACCAACAGGAAAUGUACGUUAUAAAUAAUUAAAACAUGAGAAACUAACAUCUAAAGUCAAAAAGACUAACUUUAAAAAAUUACUUUAACUUGUAUACAAGACGUAAUUUAUUAACAAGAAUUUUCGAACUAUCCUUAUACCUUGCAUCUCAAUGGGGUUUAUUAAUAUGUAAGCUAGUUCGUCAUGUAUGAUUGUUCAAUAUAAAGGUACUUUAAAAUUUCA